UCGAGGGAGGCGCAGCUGCUGCUGCCGCUGGCCAGGCGCGCAGGGACGGUUCGAGGCUGCGCCGGGGGUUGGCCUGCCCUCCUGGCGGGUCCCACUAUCAUGUCGCUGAGGCAGCGCCUGGCCCAGCUGGCUGGCCGUCUGCAGGAGCCGCAGAAAGUGGCCCGUUUCCAGCGGCUGUGCGGGGUGGAAGCGCUGCCGAGCCGCUCUGCCGACCCGAGGGAGGAUGAGAAGGCGGAGGCGCCCCUGGCCGGAGACCCCCGGCUGCGAGGGCGGCAGGCGGGCGCGUCCGGAGGCCCGCAGCCGCCCGGGAGCGACCGCAAUCAGUGCCCGGCCAAGCCGGACGGCGGCGGCGCCCCCAACGGCGUGCGGAACGGGCUGGCCGCCGAGCUGGGCCCGGCCCCGCCACGGCGCGCGGGCGCCCUGCGCCGCAACUCGCUGACAGGCGAGGAGGGCGAGCUGGCCUGCGUGAACAACUGGCCGCUCUACUACCUGUUCUGCUUCGGCACGGAGCUGGGCAACGAACUCUUUUACAUCACGUUCUUCCCCUUCUGGAUCUGGAACCUGGACCCCCUGGUGGGCCGGAGGCUCGUGGUCAUCUGGGUGCUGGUCAUGUACCUGGGCCAGUGCACCAAGGACAUUAUCCGCUGGCCGCGGCCCGCCUCGCCGCCGGUGGUCAAGUUGGAGGUCUUCUACAACUCCGAGUACAGCAUGCCCUCCACCCAUGCCAUGUCUGGCACCGCCAUCCCCAUUUCUAUCGUCCUUCUCACCUAUGGCCGCUGGCAGUAUCCUCUUUUGUAUGGACUGAUUCUUAUUGCCUGCUGGUGUUCUCUAGUUUGCCUAAGUAGAAUUUACAUGGGAAUGCACUCCAUUCUGGAUAUUAUUGCUGGAUUCCUGUAUGCCAUUUUAAUCUUAGCUGUCUUCUAUCCAUUUGUGGACCUGAUUGACAACUUCAACCAAACUCACAAAUAUGCUCCAUUAAUCAUCAUCGGGCUUCAUUUAGCUUUGGGGAUCUUUUCUUUCACUCUUGACACCUGGAGCACAUCCCGAGGAGACACUGCCGAGAUUCUGGGAAGUGGUGCUGGAAUUGCAUGUGGAGCUCAUGUGACUUGUAACGUGGGUCUAAUAUUGGAUCCUUCUCUAGAUAUGUUACCUUUAGCUAGGCUCCCCAUUACGGUGACUCUGUUUGGAAAAGCCAUAUUGCGGAUCCUCAUAGGGAUAGUAUUUGUACUAAUAGUCAGAAAUACAAUGAAAAAGAUCACCAUUCCUUUAGCCUGUAAAAUCUUCAGUAUACCUUGUGAUGAUAUUCGAAAAGCAAGACAGCACAUGGAAGUUGAACUUCCUUAUCGGUAUAUUACCUAUGGAAUGGUUGGUUUCUCCAUCACAUUUUUGGUUCCUCACAUAUUUUUCUUUAUCGGUAUCUCUUGAUGGAUAAAUAUUGUUUAUGAUAAGAAAGGAGGAUAUCAGUUACUGAUAUCCAAAAAUAUAUUCAGGUAAAAGCCAGAUCAGAGUUAGGCUUUUGCAGGAAUUUAACUUAAAUAAUUAUUUAAGUAAAUUUGUAAGAGUCAGUGCAUUAUAUCAUUGCACACCCAGAUAUUGUUUUAAGUGAGCUGAGCUAUUUCAAUACUGAGAAAAUGAUAAGUAUCCAUUUAGAAUGUUCAUGUAAUGUUUGGAGAGUUUUGUGCUGUUAUGGGUUCAAGUUAUAUAUAAUAUAUAUUAAGGUACGUAAUGUGCAAUUAUAUACCUAA
Molecule: messenger RNA, 1745 nt
Organism: Propithecus coquereli (Coquerel's sifaka)
Lineage: Eukaryota; Metazoa; Chordata; Mammalia; Primates; Indriidae
Gene: SGPP1
Product: sphingosine-1-phosphate phosphatase 1
Exons: 3
Coding region: 100-1425 (441 amino acids)
Biological process (GO): sphingosine metabolic process; phospholipid dephosphorylation
Cellular component (GO): endoplasmic reticulum membrane
Molecular function (GO): sphingosine-1-phosphate phosphatase activity
Source: RefSeq, a predicted model, not a curated record